Messenger RNA from Rhinolophus ferrumequinum (greater horseshoe bat), 966 nucleotides. Its product is annotated as putative gustatory receptor clone PTE01. Gene Ontology annotation, cellular component: membrane. The transcript has a single exon. Gene Ontology annotation, molecular function: G protein-coupled receptor activity; olfactory receptor activity. Gene Ontology annotation, biological process: G protein-coupled receptor signaling pathway. Lineage: Eukaryota; Metazoa; Chordata; Mammalia; Chiroptera; Rhinolophidae. The coding region runs from base 136 to 966 and encodes 276 amino acids. The record is from RefSeq and is a predicted model, not a curated record.
AACUCUCUUUUCUUUUUCAAAAGGUGUCCAGGCUACAUAGAACCACAAAAUCUAACACGUGUCUCAGAAUUCUUCCUCUUGGGGCUCUCAGAUGAUCCAGAACUGCAGCCUUUGCUCUUUGGGCUCUUCCUGUCCAUGUACCUGGUCACCGUGCUGGGAAACCUGUUCAUCGUCCUGGCCGUCAGCUCAGACCCCCACCUGCACACGCCCAUGUACUUCUUCCUCUCCCACCUGUCCUUGGCUGACAUCGGUUUUACCUCCACCACCAUCCCCAAGAUGAUUUGGGACAUCCACACUCACAGCAGAGUCACCUCCUAUGGGGGCUGCCUGACACAGAUGUCGUUUUUUAUGCUUUUUGGAUGUUUGGAUAGUCUCCUCCUGACCGUGAUGGCAUAUGACAGAUUUGUGGCCAUCUGUCACCCACUGCAAUACUUGGUUAUUAUGAACCCACAACUCUGUGGCUCGUUGGUUUUCGUGUCAUUUUUCAUCAGCCUUUUGGUCUCCCAGAUGCACAAUUCAGUUGUGUUACAACUUACCUACUUCAAGGACGUGAAAAUUUCUCAUUUCUUCUGUGACCCUUCUCAGCUCCUGAGCCUUGCCUGCUCUGACACCCUCACCAAUAACAUAGUCAUGUACUUUGUUGGUGCCAUCUCUGGUUUUCUCCCCAUCUCAGGGAUCUUUUUCUCUUACUAUAAAAUCGUUUCCUCCAUUCUGAGAGUCCCAUCAUCUGGUGGGAAGUAUAGAGCCUUCUCCACCUGUGGCUCUCACCUGGCAGUUGUUUGCUUAUUUUAUGGAACAGGCCUUGGGGUGUACCUCAGUUCUGCUGCCUCCCACUCUCCCAGGAAGGAAGCAGUGGCCUCGGUGGUGUACACGGUGUUCACCCCCAUGUUGAACCCCUUCAUCUACAGUCUGAGGAACAGGGACAUCAAGAGGGCCAUGCAGAGGCUCCUCAGCAGAGCAGCCUAA